GAUAUGAAGGCCUAGAGGGUUUGAGUUGAGAAUCAUCAGUGCCUGGGUGUUUUCAAUCCCGAACCCAGCAGCAGUGCAACCCCUCUCUCUCUCCAUGGAUGCCGCUUUGCCUACCGGCAACCAGUCGCCCAGCAGCGCGGUCGGUCGUCGCCCCACCUGCAACAAGGCCGUCUCUUACUUCAAGAAAACAGUGACUUUGCAGGACUGGUGGCUUAUCAAAGCCGACCAGGACUACGAGGGAAAGAGGCUCGGAGUUGCAGGAUUUCCUCCCAGCGGUCAAAGAGGUUUGCGGGAGUUUCGCUCGGCACCGAUUAUCAAAACCUACGAUGUGUUCACCCUGGAGACUGCUGAUGGCGUCACUGUGCUCAUCCAAGGCUUCCUGAACCGGACUCGCACUGUCCAAAACGGAUUCCCUAUUGAGGCCACAAAUAGUUUCUUGUUGGGCUUUCCUUUUUACUGGGAACAUUGUGCCAAAAGGUGGGUUGAAGAUGCAUAUAGCAAUGAAGUUCACAUGACGAAAACCUCUGCAGAUCCAGAUAUGCAAUCCGCGGCUGCAGAGUCUACUCCAACUGCUGACAAAGAUAAUUCUAAUGUUGAAGUUGUGAAAGAUGGUCCAUAUCCCCCAUCCCUGAACUUCGACAUCAAGGCCUUGAAAAGGUGUCCAUUGCACAGUCCUAUAACGAGAUCUAGAAGUUCUGCCUGUGAAAAAGUGAUCACCAAAAAACAUUCCAGCGUGGAAGGCACUUGUGACACUGUGUAUCAUGAUGGUUCGAGUUCUUCCCCUGAAAGAAUUAUUGACAAGUUAGAAAGCAACAAGAGGAGUAAGAAGAGGUCUGUCCGAAACUUAAACAGCAAGGAACCAGUAUUGUCCUUAGGGUAUUCAACCUUUACCAGCCCUUCUGCUCCCGAAGAAGACUCUGGUUUUGAAAGAUCCGAUGUGGACCAUCUGAAUGUGUUAGAAUUGAACCAGAAGAAGCCUGCAAAAAGUUAUGACAGUCCACGGUACGGAUAUGCAUUAAGGAGUGGGGUUAUAAACAGGUCAACAACUUCCUUGCUUCAAGUUCCCGAGCUGACGUCAGGAUUUAAUGGUGAGAAAGAAAGUGGUGCAUCUGCAUCUCCAGAUGCUGGCAAGUUCAGUCAUCCAGAAGUUGAUUCAAAUAAUGAAAGCAUAAGAACGUGUGUGUACCCAAAUAUUGAUGAACCUGUUGACUUGAAGCAACAAGGGAAUUCUAGAUCUAAAAGACGGAAAUCCAGGUCAAAGUUAGCGAGCCCUAAAUAUCUGAGCAAAAAGAAAGCAUCUAGAUAUGCAGUCAGGCAAAACAAAGAGUUGCCAUCAGAGUCAGCGAAGCCUCACCUUGAUGAAGAAGGGAAGCUUGGAGCUGUGCAUAAAAGAACUAUUCCCUUAUCAAGCAAAGCGAAAAAUUGUAAGUCAGAGGUAGGAGCAUCUAGAAGGACAAGAAAUUCAACAAGGAAAGAGAGGCAUGAAAAGCUUAAUGUUAAAGCUGGGGAUUCUUCUGGUACAACAAAAGUCAAAAAGAGAAUUUUCUUUGAAACUCCGGUUACUCCAAAGACAGUGGAAGGAAAAUCAAGGUCUCGUCUGCACUCUCCGGAGUCUUUGAAUCUCAAAAGAUCCAGAUCAGGCAGACUGCUCUUACCUGCCGUACGCUUCUGUGGCAAUCAAAUUCCAGUUAAUGAUACGACUGGAAAUGUUACUGGAAUUCUGGAACAAGUGGAUACCGUUCAGCCAUAUAGAGGACGGCCUUCUUAUUCUGGUUACAGGAACUAGAUCCGAGCCUCCGAAGAGAAAACGGAAGACCAGGUAGUUAGCCUAUAUGCCAAAUUCUGAACCUCUACCCGGGUCAAUCUGUUGAUGCUAUUGCAUAGAAUUGUUGUGAUUUCCGCCAAGUUUACCGUCAGAUAAGAACAGUUAGUCGCAUGUGCCAAUCUGUGAAUCUGUAAUGUGUACAUCGCAGACAAUCCUACUGCGUUUUGCUAGUCAGUUUGCUAUAAUAUCAAUGUACAAUUGCAAACUCUAGGAUGUGUUAUUGGUAACUACAUCUAAAAAAUUAUCAGAUGUUACGUGUUACCUUAAUAUGUUGUGAUAAAUAGAUUUAACAUCGAACUGGAAGAAGAAAAAAAGAACAUUUAAAAGGCUGAAAUGUGU
Messenger RNA from Linum tenue, 2164 nucleotides. The record is from the annotation of a GenBank genome assembly. NCBI's taxonomy places the organism in Eukaryota, Viridiplantae, Streptophyta, Magnoliopsida, Malpighiales, Linaceae.